Plasmopara halstedii is the source of this 2835-nucleotide messenger RNA. Its product is annotated as eukaryotic translation initiation. Bases 1 to 2835 code for a protein of 944 amino acids. The transcript has 2 exons. Gene Ontology annotation, molecular function: mRNA binding; translation initiation factor activity; protein binding. Gene Ontology annotation, cellular component: eukaryotic translation initiation factor 4F complex. The record is from RefSeq and is a predicted model, not a curated record. NCBI's taxonomy places the organism in Eukaryota, Oomycota, Peronosporomycetes, Peronosporales, Peronosporaceae.
AUGACGGAAACGCGACCCGAGAAUGGUGCCACACUGGACAUGAAAGCAAAAGUGGGCGUCUCUGGAAGCUCUUCAAAGUUGCGCCCUACUGCUAAAGAAUUCGUAUUUAAUACUGCUGCCCCCGUUUGGAUCCCGUCGGCAGUAGCUACACCGCCGCCUAUCCCCAGAACGAGCCAGUUGAAGCUAUCGGCCAAGCCCUUUGUGCCUUCCUUCACGGCGCCAGUUUUUGUGCCUGCUUCGAUGCAAGCGCCCCCGAAAUCAACUCAAAGUGUUGAAACAGUAAUGUCGACCACAACUACGAACCUUGUGAAGAAAAAUGAAGUGACGACUACGUUGUCCGACUCUGUAUCGACGCCAGCGACGUCAGCUGCUUCUUCGAACGCCUCCGAGCCAGAGGUUGACGAUAUUAAGGAUGACGCGAAGCCUGAAAUCCAAGUAGAGGCAACUGAGCGUGAAGAGAAGCAGAAACACGAUAUUAAUGUCGAGUUCGAGGAUAACGGGACCACUAAAGAGCCCAAGACCGAGAGAGAGACACAAGAAAUAGUGACGGAGCAGGUCAUGAUCGGUGAGCGUAUACUUUACACCAUUCAACAACUGCUCGAUAUGGAGCCAGAAAUCGAACUGUGUAUAAUGCCGGAGAGCGUCAAAGAAAGCUGUAUUGCUGCAGACGAGUCGACUAAGGCACUCUCAGCUUCUGCCUCAGAUUUUUUAAGCAGAGACGUGCGUCGCACUGACUCGUCGCGGUCUUUGAGUCGUCAAUGCAGUAGUAGCUCUGGUGAAGGUCGUGGACGGCGGGAGCGUGGAAGUAGCCGUGGAGUUCGUGCAGGACGCGGCGACCGUAGCCAUCAUGAGACUGCGCCUGCUUUGGAAGACUGUGCACCGCUUGAUAUUAACGAGGAAACUCGAUGGAAGCCAUCACACGCUAAGUCUCGUCUCGAUGAACCGGUUGAGACUGUCGAGGCGUCUCUAAAAGAAGCCAAGUCCAUUUUAAACAAAUUGUCGAUUGAAAAGUUUGAAAAACUCUCGGAUCAACUGAUUGAGGUUGCUGUUCGUGGAUUGGAUGUCUUAAAAGGAGUGAUUGAGAUGGUGAUUGCCAAGGCACAGAUGGAAUGGCAUUUUUCGACCAUGUAUGCUGAACUUUGUGCUAAAAUUGCUCAGACGGCCAUGCCUGCGAUCACUUUGGAGGAAGGUGAAGUGGUUACAAAUACGCACAAGCUUUUUCGAAAGCUGCUGUUGCAACAAUGCCAAAAAGAAUUUGAAGCCAAGCCAGAGAUUGAAGGAUUAGAUGACAUGGCCGAAGCAGAACGUCUUGAAAAGGAAUUAAUUCUUAAACGCGCUUCUCUUGGGCAUAUUCGCUUUGUUGGCGAACUUUUUAAGCAGCGAAUGCUGAGUUCCCGAAUCAUGCACGAGUGCAUCAGUAUCUUAUUUGGUGACAUUGCGGCCCCUGAUGAAGAAUCGCUCGAAUGUUUAUGUAAUUUGUUAAGUACAAUUGGACAAACCCUCGAAGCGAAUGCCAAAGAACAGGCGGAACUAGAACACAUUUCCGGAUACUAUACUACGAUUAGAAAGCUGAGUGGACAAUCCAAAUUGCUUUGUACGCGUGUGCGCUUUAUGCUUCAGGAUUUGCUGGACUUGCGAAAGAAUCGAUGGGUUGCCCGACGUAAGGAAUCCAAAGCUAUGACAAUUGCCGAGGUGCACGCUGAGGUUGCCCGGGAAGCAAAAGAAAAGGAACGAUCCAGUACCAAGUCUGGAAGCCACAUUCGGCUUCAACGCAGUCACUCGAUGAAUUCCACUGGCUCAAUUAAUUCGAACGAUCGAAGACGAAGUAGUGGAGGCGGUGGCGCGUCAGCCUGGAAGGCACGUGCUUCUGCUACUUCGACACCUUUGUCCAGCAACAGCAAUAGUAACGGUGUUGCUUCAGUGGAUGCAGAUGGUUGGGAAACAGUCACGGGUGGACCACGUUCAAAAGGUAUGAAACACCGCAGUAAUUCAGAUCGUUUCCCGGCCCCAUCGUCGGGUGGUCUCCUUCGCCAUCCGAGCAAUUCUCGUCUUACUAACAGCAAUACAUUUGCUUCAUUAAGUGGCAAUGACAUUGGACGUAAGGAGCGUAGUCGUAGCAACAGCUCGUCGUCUAUGCGAGUUUCACGUGGUCGUGAAGACAUUGGUCGCCCUCCAACUCCUUUUUCGGCCAAGUCAAGCUGUGGUGAAUCUCUUAGACCUAAAAAGACAUCACAGGUGACGUCUGUUUCACCGAUGACAGCUGAAGCCUUUGAGAAGAAGGUGAAGGCUAUUCUGGACGAGUAUGUUGAGCUGGAAGACCUGGAGGAAGCAUAUACAAGUUUGACGGAGCUAAAUGCUGCGACUCACUACAAUCUAAUCCCUAACAAGGUAUUAAAUAUUGGUCUUGAAAGAGGGGAGAAGGAGCGAGAGGCAGUUGCAAGCUUCUUGGCUGGCUUAUAUGACCGCAAGAUUGUAACUAGUGCCGCAUUGGAGAGUGCACUUCAGAAUGUACUGGAGUUUACCGAGGAAAUUGAAAUUGAUAUUCCCAAGACUCUGCCGUACUUAAGUGAGAUGGUUGCACCCUCUGUGGUAUCUGGUUGCCUUACAAUACCGCAACUUGUAGCAAUGACGGAUCAUUUGCGCUAUAAUGGAAAGGCUGCAAAGCUAAUUGGUUCUACUCUGGCAUCAGUCGUUUUGUGCGAGGAUGAAGCAAAGGUAUUAGAGCUUCUUGCUGUCGAGAGUAUUGACUUUAUGGCGCUACUGGCUGAAACAAAUCGGAACGAGGAGGCCGUACGAGAGUUCUAUCGUGACUAUUCGUUGGGGUUUCUUUUGUGA